AUUGGAUUGGAGUCGCAAUGCGCAGCCACGGAGGGAGCUAGGGUCUGGAGAUCCACCAAAUCCCUCGCCUGAUCUCCCUUCUUCCUCGGCGCCGUCGUCCACGACCAUCUCCGGCGGCCGAUCGCUUUCGGCGGCAUGGAUUGCCCCAAGCGGAGUACGCCGGCUGGCCUCCCCUACGACGCCAUCGUGGAGAUCCUCGCGCGCCUCCCCGCCAGGUCCGUCUACCGAUUCAAGUGCGUCGCCAAGGCCUGGCGCGACCUCAUCGACGACCCCCUCAACCGCAAGAAGCUCCCCCAAACCCUGGAAGGGUUCUUCAUCAUUGACAUUUUUUUUUUGUUGCGAAUGCCGAUGUACGUCGAAUCUUUCGUGGAACAUUUCGGUUUCAUCAACCUAUUGCCGAGAUCCGUGCCUCUCGACAUCGACCCUCGCUUCUCUUUCCUGAGAAAGCGGCCCGAGAUUGAGAACCUCUUAUUCUCGGAUUCCUGCAAUGGGCUCCUCCUCUUCGAUCAUGCCCGGAAGUCGAACUUACUUGACACAUUGGGUUACAUAGUGUGCAACCCAGCCACAAAGCAGUGCGAGACUGUGUCCACCUGCAGCUGCUGUCCACCAUCAACAGAAUGUUCAAAAUGGUAUACCCGUUUGGCUUUCGAUCCGGCUGUCUCCUCUCAUUUUCACUUGAUCCACUUCUGGAAAAAGGGCUUGGAUGAGGAAGUGGAGCCAUUGGAGGAUCAGGUGUCUGUGUUGUCAGUGUGUGCAUACUCGUCUGAGACUGGGACGUGGAGUCAGAGCCAAAUCGACUGGAAUGAACAAGGACAAUUGGAAGGAUGGCGCCAUCAGGGCAUUCUAUCUUAUGAUACCUCUCAGUAUGUCUUUUUUAAUUGCGUCCUACAUGUGAUACUUUUUGGUUUUGAUCAUGUUCAGAUAGUUGCUCUGGAUGUACAAGGAAGGACUCAAAGGAUGAUCACAAUGCCAGCUGCUGCAGAGGGGAGGUGUUGGAAAUAUAAGGGUUAUAUUGGUCAUUCCCAAGGGCGUCUGCAUUACAUCAACAAUGAGGUUGAUGCUCAUGACCAGAGCUGUGAAUUGUCUAUCUGGGUCCUUCAGGAUUAUGAUAGACAAGAAUGGCUGUUGAAGGACACUGAGCUUUCUGAAGCUCUUUGGAAAAAAGAGUUGCACAGGCAGCAGGUCGGACUUCUCAGUUGUGGCCAUUCAUCAAGAUUGCAAUGUGGUUUUCUUUCUUCAACCCCUGAACCGACUAAUAGCAUAUGACAUGGACCGCAAGGAAGUGAUUGUUAUUGCCACUUUUGAACAUGAAUUUCAGGAUGCGAGAAUUGCUCCUUAUACCCCCUAUUUCUCGGAGUCACUGACGCUUGCAAGUAAGCUCUGAAAGCGUAUGCUCUAACCAUGGAGCAGCUAGCAACUUGGUUAGGUUGUAGUAAACUUAGGUGAAACGUUCUGUCUCUGCUUGGAUGUAUUCCUCUUAUGCUUUUGGUCUAAUUAAUACUGCAAGCCUGCUGAUCCAUUCAUGUAAUGUGUUGCAUAGUGUGUCCGUGCUUGGAAUGUAUUCUAUCUCAUGCUUUUUGGUCUAAUUAAUACCGCAAGAGCGCUGAGAUGUUCAUGUAGUGUAUCUUUUCGAAUGCUAGUUGUAUCAAUGACCGCAU
Panicum hallii is the source of this 1658-nucleotide messenger RNA. RefSeq names its product putative F-box protein At1g50870. Gene Ontology annotation, molecular function: protein binding. Lineage: Eukaryota; Viridiplantae; Streptophyta; Magnoliopsida; Poales; Poaceae. The coding region runs from base 136 to 1266 and encodes 376 amino acids. The record is from RefSeq and is a predicted model, not a curated record. The transcript has 2 exons.